UCACACUUUCUCUUCCCGUUGAUAUUAGUGGAUUUGCUAGCAUGCGCGAGGGGUGAUCGGCGCAUACAACGAAUUGAAAAGUUGGGGAAAAAAAAGUACGAAAAGGAAGAAGGGAAAGCGGACACUGCAGAUUUUAGCUAUCCAUCUUCCUCGGAGAAGAUCUAUUUUGCGGGAUUUCGAUGGCUGCUCCACCAGCAAGAGCUAGAGCUGAUUACGAUUACCUUAUUAAGCUUCUAUUGAUCGGCGACAGUGGUGUUGGUAAGAGUUGCCUACUUUUACGGUUCUCAGAUGGUUCCUUUACGACCAGCUUUAUCACCACCAUUGGUAUUGAUUUUAAGAUAAGAACCAUUGAGCUUGAUGGCAAACGGAUAAAGCUCCAAAUUUGGGACACAGCUGGGCAGGAGCGGUUCAGGACAAUCACAACUGCUUACUAUCGUGGAGCCAUGGGCAUCUUGCUGGUCUAUGAUGUCACGGAUGAAUCCUCGUUCAACAAUAUUAGGAAUUGGAUUCGCAACAUUGAACAGCAUGCAUCAGAUAAUGUUAACAAGAUAUUGGUCGGAAACAAGGCAGACAUGGAUGAAAGCAAAAGGGCUGUGCCAACCUCAAAGGGACAAGCUCUUGCGGACGAGUAUGGAAUCAAAUUUUUCGAAACAAGUGCAAAAACUAACCUAAAUGUGGAGGAAGUUUUCUUUUCAAUAGCAAGGGACAUAAAGCAAAGACUCGUCGAUACUGACUUAAAGGCUGAGCCUUCAACAAUUAAGAUCAAUAAACCUGACCAGGCAGCUGGGGCUGGUCAAGCUGCACAAAGACCGGCAUGCUGUGGUUCAACCUAAGGGAGCUCAAACCUGGUGGGACACGUAUUGGAUGUUAAAAACUACUUUUCUUCAAAAAAUGGAGGGGAAAGAGAAAACUAAUUGUGGUGACUGGAUGAUGAGUGCCUGUAUUUUCUUAUUGUCAUUCUUUAUAACUUGUUUUAGGGUGUGAGGAUGUAGUGUUUUUCUUUAUAAUUGUUUGUGUCAUGUGAAGAACAUAACCUUCUGUUUCUCCCCAUCUCUCGGCUCCUUCAUGUCAGGAAGCCCAAGUUCUGACUGCUUGCAAGACUAGUUCAUUUGUUGGUAGGGAAGGAAAUGGAAAAUGGAAGUGGUUUCUUUA
Molecule: messenger RNA, 1152 nt
Organism: Gossypium raimondii (Peruvian cotton)
Lineage: Eukaryota; Viridiplantae; Streptophyta; Magnoliopsida; Malvales; Malvaceae
Product: ras-related protein RABE1c
Exons: 9
Coding region: 180-833 (217 amino acids)
Biological process (GO): protein secretion; regulation of exocytosis
Cellular component (GO): plasma membrane
Molecular function (GO): GTP binding; GTPase activity
Source: RefSeq, a predicted model, not a curated record